Molecule: messenger RNA, 978 nt
Organism: Talaromyces marneffei
Lineage: Eukaryota; Fungi; Ascomycota; Eurotiomycetes; Eurotiales; Trichocomaceae
Exons: 3
Coding region: 1-978 (325 amino acids)
Biological process (GO): protein N-linked glycosylation
Cellular component (GO): Golgi membrane; mannan polymerase complex
Molecular function (GO): alpha-1,6-mannosyltransferase activity
Source: RefSeq, a predicted model, not a curated record
AUGCAUCACGCUUUACCGCCGCGAAAGUCGUCCAAAGCUCCUCCUUUUGCUCUGCGCACCUCGAAUCUGUCCCUGCAACGUCGGCGGCAGCUGAAGACUUUAGGGAUAAUUGUAUUUGCGCUGAUAUUUGUACUUGUUGUACUCUCGCGAUUCUUCUCGUUCUCUGUCAGUGAACAGAUUGCGGCUGUGAUCCCUUCGGGAAUUGCGAAUGUUGUUCUAGUCACUUUGUUCGAUAGGCAGGUUUUGAGUGACCGAUAUGCACAAUGGAUUCAAAGCAAUCGAGAAGAUUAUGCAUCGCGACAUGGGUACGCGACAUUUUUCGCGAACACCUCCGAUUACCUAUACACUCUCGAUGAGAAAACACCACGAAGCUGGGUCCAAGUCCCCGCCGUUCGCCACGCCAUGGCUGAAAAUCCGCACUCGACAUACUUCUUCUUCCUCGACUCCCAUGCUUUCAUCAUGGACCCUACUGUCCCCUUAACGUCGCAUGUCCUCGAACCGAAACGCCUUGAAUCGCUGAUGAUUAAGGAUCAGCCGGUCGUACCUCCGGAUAGCGUCAUUAAAACAUUCUCGCAUCUUACGCCAAAAGAUGUAGAGCUCAUUAUCACACAGGAUGGUGAGGACUUGGUUCCGGGGAGCUUUAUAAUCAAACAAGGGCCUUGGGCCAGAUUCUUUUUAGACGUAUGGUAUGAUCCGUUAUAUCGUUCAUAUAACUUUGCGAGAGCGGAGAAACAUGCAUUGGACCAUAUCGUGCAAUGGCAUGCAACGAUCCUCGCAAAACUAGCCCUUAUACCUCAGCGGGUAAUCAACUCAUAUAGUAAAGAUUCCCCCGAUGUUGCCACGGACGGCACAUAUCAUGACGGUGACUUUGUCAUCCAUUUAAACGAUUGCGACGCUCAAGGUCGGAGCUGUGAGGAAGAGUUGCAACCGUAUUAUUCCAUGUGGCAGAGGAAGACUUCCAACUCGAGGUCAUCAUAG